GAUCAACUAAUUCUCCAAUUUGAGCCACAGUUCAAGAGUUUAAAGAUGUGGAGAAAACUCCUAUUUCACUCUCUUGUAACCGCAGCAGUAAAUGCCUAUAUUUGCUACCGAGAUUCCUUCAUUGUACAACACAAAAUGGAUCAUCUGAAGUUUCACCAGCAGCUUUGCCAAGAACUUAUUGGAGGGUUUCGACAGGGUAGUAGGAACAGACAGCUGCGUUUGAUACCAAUCCAACACAGAACCUUGGCAAGAUUGUCCGAGAGGCACUUUCCGUCCAAAAUACCAGAUGGUAAGCGUAAGAGAUGUGCUGUUUGUGCGGGACAUGGAGGCGAAUUCAGGAAGACAAGAAUUCAGUGGUGGUGUGAGGACUGCAGGGUCGGACUCUGUGUAGAGGGAUGCUUUAGGAAAUUUCACACGAGGAUCAAUUUUGAGGCGUAGUUGGAACACACAUAUAACAAACGAUUACUCUAUUCACUAUGAAACUACCUUGCAUUUAAUCUAAUUAUGGUGUGUGUGUUUGACAGA
Messenger RNA from Saccostrea cuccullata (small rock oyster), 525 nucleotides. RefSeq names its product piggyBac transposable element-derived protein 4-like. NCBI's taxonomy places the organism in Eukaryota, Metazoa, Mollusca, Bivalvia, Ostreida, Ostreidae. The record is from RefSeq and is a predicted model, not a curated record. Bases 46 to 438 code for a protein of 130 amino acids. The transcript is spliced from 2 exons.